Molecule: messenger RNA, 2144 nt
Organism: Lotus japonicus
Lineage: Eukaryota; Viridiplantae; Streptophyta; Magnoliopsida; Fabales; Fabaceae
Product: glutathione S-transferase T3-like
Exons: 3
Coding region: 1-1323 (440 amino acids)
Source: RefSeq, a predicted model, not a curated record
AUGAAUAAUGGCUUGUUUUGGUCUGGAGGUGGGGGAAGAAGGGAAGCAGUGAAGGUGCCAUCGGAAAUAAUGGUGGGUUGGACAAUGAAAGUCACCGGAAAUAAUGGUGUCAAGGGGCUUGUUUUGUUGCAUUCUGGUUCAUUCUGCAACUUUGUGCCAACCAGAGAUGAAGAAGUGAAUGUAUUUGAAUCUAAGACCAUCCAUUGGAUGGUUGAAUCCUUUGUUGAAACAUGUUUAAUUGUGUUUAAUAGCCAACCUCCUCGAAAUCCAAACUAUUAUCCAGAUCCGAAUCAAUAUUCGUACCAACCUCCUCAAAACAUACAAAAUUUUAACCAGUCAUCAAUUGUUCCAAACUCUCAUCCAUCUUAUGGAUCUGUGAGAUAUUCAUCUCAAACACCUCAGUCUAGUGGUUAUAUGCUAGUGGUUCCUGAAAAUUUUCCGAGUGUUGAUGUAGCGGAAUUUCCGGAAUUUUCAACACAAGUCAAUCUUGGUGGCGGGUCAGCUGAUAAUGAAGUCAAUGAAAUCACUCCUAAGAGCAAAAAAGCCCAUUUACCCGCAUGGAACACUGCACAAAAUCUAGUGCUAAUUAGUGGGUGGAUUAAUUGCGGAACAAACAGUGUUGUCGGAAGAAACCAGAAAGGAGAAACAUUUUGGAGAGAUAUUGCUGAGUAUUGUAAUGAGCAUUGCUCAUUCGAUCCUCCGCGCGAUUGGGUUGCCUGCCGAAACCGUUGGAAUUAUAUGAACACAAGACUGGGUAAAUGGAUUGGCGCUUAUGAUAGCGCUAAGCGUGAGCAUCGAAGCGGUUGGUCGGAGGAUGAUGUUAUCGCAAGAGCGCAGGAAUUAUACGCAAGUGAAAAGAUUGGUCAAUUUACUUUGAUGGAAGAAUGGCGCGUUCUCCGUGAUCAACCACGUUUUUGUAGUCAGGUAGGAGGAAAUAGUGGCUCGAGAAGUAGUGGAUCUAAGAGAUCACACGACAGUGAUGCAAGUGGCUCAAACUCUAUAGGAUCAAUUCCUCGUCCAAUGGGUAGGGAGGCAGCAAAAAAAAAGAGUAAAAAGAAAAUUAGAGAAGAUGCCGACGAGGUGGUGGACAAAGAGUGGGAUUCUUAUAUCCAUUUCAAGGAGAAAGAGCUUGAAAAAUUGGAAAAGAUAGCAUCGGCGCAAGCAGAGACUAACGAAUUGAUGAAAGAGAAGACUAAUGCGAUGAAAGAGAAGACUAAUGCUAAGAAAGUUAGUAUGUAUCUAAAGCUAACUUCGGAAGAGCAUCUCAGUGACCGUAAGAAAGAGUUGUUAGAGCAGUUGUCCAAAGAGCUAUUUGGAAAUUAAUUUCAAGCGAGUCUUUGUCUGUAAUCGGUCAAACUUGUCAGUGGUGUGAAGUCUGUAGUGUUUGCUUUAAUGUUUGCUUUAAUAAUUUUCAAGUGGUGACAGCUAUGUAAUGUUUGCUUUAAUGUAUGGGUAACUGUGUUUGAAUAUGUACCAUUCAAUUCGAAUCUUGUCCUUUUCCGAUAACUUAUUUCAAAUCCACCAGUGGUGUCAAGUCUGUAGUGUCUGCUUUAAUAAUUUGCCCGUGGUGUUAGGUCAGUAGUGUUUGGCUUUUAUGAUUCUCGGGUAACUGUGUUUGAAUAUGUGCCACUCAAUUCGAAUCUUGUCCUUUUCCGAUAAUUAACUCUGGUUGAUAACUUAUUUCAAAUCCACCAGUGGUGUCAAGUCUGUAGUGUUUGCUUUAAUAAUUUGCCCGUGGUGUUAGGUCAGUAGUGUUUGGCUUUUAUGAUUCUCGGGUAACUGUGUUUGAAUAUGUGCCACUCAAUUCGAAUCUUGUCCUUUUCCGAUAAUUAACUCUGGUUGAUAACUUAUUUCAAAUCCACCAGUGGUGUCAAGUCUGUAGUGUUUGCUUUAAUAAUUUGCCCGUGGUGUUAGGUCAGUAGUGUUUGGCUUUUAUGAUUCUCGGGUAACUGUGUUUGAAUAUGUGCCACUCAAUUCGAAUCUUGUCCUUUUCCGAUAAUUAACUCUGGUUGAUAACUUAUUUCAAAUCCACCAGUGGUGUCAAGUCUGUAGUGUUUGCUUUAAUAAUUUGCCCGUGGUGUUAGGUCAGUAGUGUUUGGCUUUUAUGAUUCUCGGGUAACUGUGUUUGAAUAUGUGCCACUCAA